AUGCCUCUCGACCACGUCUCAUACUCCGUGCCCUUCAGCAAAUUCGACGACGAGGUCGGCUUCCUGCUCGCCUCGUUCGGGCACAUGGGCCUCAAGGAGUUCAUGCGCCCCGCGCCCGGCGUGGUCGGCCUGGGCGAGGAAUGCCAGCCCUGGCUGUGGAUUUCUGGCAUCGAGGACAGACAGCCAAUAGGCGAUGACGUGAGGGUGCUGAAGAACCAUCUGGCCUUGACAGCGAAAGACCGCGCUCAGGUCGACGCCUUCCACGCCGCGGCCCUCAAAGCCGGCGGGACCGACAACGGCAAACCCGGCGUGAGGGCCGAAUACCAUCCGAACUAUUACGCCGCGUUCGUCACCUCUCCCGGAGGUCAUAAUAUCGAGUGUGUGGUGCAUACUCCUCCUCCUCCGGCCAACUGA
Molecule: messenger RNA, 414 nt
Organism: Cladophialophora yegresii CBS 114405
Lineage: Eukaryota; Fungi; Ascomycota; Eurotiomycetes; Chaetothyriales; Herpotrichiellaceae
Exons: 2
Coding region: 1-414 (137 amino acids)
Source: RefSeq, a predicted model, not a curated record